AUAUUCUCUUUCUGUGGACGAAACUCAAACUUAAAGACCAGAGAUAGCCAGAGAGAGAGACAGGAUUAGCCUUAGAGAGAACUCGCUCAUCAAACCUCGUAUCAAAAAAGAAAAUGGCAUUGAAGCUUAACCCUUUGGCAUCUCAGCCUUACAAACUCCAUACCUCGGCUCGUCCGCCAAUCUCUACUUUCAGAUCUCCCAAGUUCCUCUGCCUCGCUUCCUCUUCUUCCCCUGCUCUCAGCUCCAGCACCAAGGAGGUCGAGAGCUUGAAGAAGCCAUUCACUCCCCCUAAGGAAGUCCACGUUCAAGUCCUGCACUCAAUGCCACCCCAAAAGAUCGAAAUCUUCAAAUCCAUGGAAGACUGGGCCGAGCACAACCUCCUACCUCACCUCAAAGACGUGGAGAAGUCAUGGCAGCCCCAGGACUUCUUACCGGACCCUGCUUCCGACGGGUUCGAAGACCAGGUAAAAGAGUUAAGAGAAAGAGCAAGAGAGCUCCCAGAUGAUUACUUCGUUGUCUUGGUGGGUGACAUGAUCACAGAAGAAGCGCUUCCCACCUAUCAAACAAUGCUGAACACUUUGGAUGGUGUAAGGGAUGAGACUGGUGCUAGCCCCACUUCAUGGGCCGUUUGGACUAGAGCUUGGACCGCUGAAGAGAAUCGCCACGGUGAUCUUUUGAAUAAGUAUCUUUACUUGUCUGGUCGUGUUGACAUGAGGCAGAUUGAGAAGACUAUUCAGUACCUGAUUGGUUCCGGAAUGGAUCCACGCACAGAGAACAACCCUUACCUUGGCUUCAUCUACACCUCAUUCCAAGAAAGAGCCACCUUCGUCUCUCACGGCAACACAGCUCGCCAAGCCAAAGAGCACGGAGACCUCAAGCUAGCCCAAAUCUGCGGCACAAUAGCUGCAGACGAGAAGCGUCACGAGACAGCUUACACCAAGAUAGUUGAGAAGCUUCUUGAGAUUGAUCCUGACGGCACUGUGGUGGCCUUUGCGGAUAUGAUGAGGAAGAAAAUCUCGAUGCCUGCUCACUUGAUGUACGAUGGGCGUGACGACAAGCUCUUUGACAACUUCUCCUCCGUGGCUCAGAGGCUUGGUGUCUACACUGCUAAAGAUUAUGCGGACAUUCUUGAGUUCUUGGUCGGGAGGUGGAAGAUUGAGAGCUUGAGUGGGCUUUCGGGUGAAGGAAACAAAGCGCAGGAGUAUCUAUGUGGGUUGACUCCGAGAAUCAGGAGGUUGGAUGAGAGAGCUCAAGCAAGAGCCAAGAAAGGACCUAAGAUUCCUUUCAGCUGGAUACAUGACAGAGAAGUGCAGCUCUGAAGAAAGGACAAAAGACAUAAUAAAACCAUUUUCUCUCUCUCUCUCCGUUCGUUAUUUGAUAUGUCUGCUCUUGAAGUUGGUGUAGAUUACUAUGGUUUCUGAUAAUGUUCGUUGGUCUAGUUACAAAGUUGAGAAGCAGUGUCUUAGUAACUUUGUUUGUUUCUUUCAGUGACUUAUGUUUGGUCUUUUAGUAAACUUCUGGUAGUUAAAAACAGUUGAGCGUUUUGAGUCUGUACUCAGUUUUCACUGUGGAGUUUUGUUCUAGUUGAAGUUAGUUUUUGUGUCUUC
Molecule: messenger RNA, 1607 nt
Organism: Brassica rapa (field mustard)
Lineage: Eukaryota; Viridiplantae; Streptophyta; Magnoliopsida; Brassicales; Brassicaceae
Product: stearoyl-[acyl-carrier-protein] 9-desaturase, seed specific, chloroplastic
Biological process (GO): fatty acid biosynthetic process; defense response
Cellular component (GO): chloroplast stroma
Molecular function (GO): stearoyl-[ACP] desaturase activity; stearoyl-CoA 9-desaturase activity
Source: RefSeq, a predicted model, not a curated record